Megalops cyprinoides (Indo-Pacific tarpon) is the source of this 1086-nucleotide messenger RNA. Its product is annotated as ankyrin repeat domain-containing protein SOWAHB-like. Bases 103 to 1086 code for a protein of 327 amino acids. The record is from RefSeq and is a predicted model, not a curated record. The transcript has 9 exons. Lineage: Eukaryota; Metazoa; Chordata; Actinopteri; Elopiformes; Megalopidae.
AGCCCAAAUGGUGUAGCUAUAGCUGCGCUAUUACUGACUCUUGAAUGUGGGGGGAAACAAAUUAUCUCUAAUUAACCGCUCGCUUUUGAACUCCGGGAGACAAUGGGAGAUGUCAGUGAAGAGUCGUUGCUGGAUUACAUCUUCACAGCGGGGGGGAAAGUUAAGAACGCAGAUUUACUGAAAACAUACAAACAUUUUGUCAAUCAUAACGACAAGCAACUACGUGCUAAAUACAGAGAAGAGUUCAAACUGGUAAUUGACAAGAUCGCUGUGGUGAAGUCAGAGAAUGGGGAGAAGUACCUGGUCCUGAAGAAGAAGUACAAGCAGCUGAUGCAGGAGAGAGAGGCGGAGAAGGGGAUGCCCAGACAGAGGCAGGCGAGCCCACCCAGGCCUGCUGCCAUGGUGCAGUGGGAAGGAGGGGAGGUCCUCACCCCGGAUAGCUCCCAGAAGAGCCCCGGACAGGACACUUACCCCUCCAGCAGCGCCCCCACGGUGCAGACCGAGGUUAAGAAACCUGCCAUGGUGUCCUGGUGCGGAGCGCCUGCCAUCACAGUCACCGAGGCCCCAGAACAGGAAGCUGAGGACAGGGGGCAGCAGAUAGAUGAGGCACCCUCGCUUUCUGUGGCAGAGGAAACGUCAGACGUAGAAACUGAGGAGCGCUCCACUUCCCAAGAUGAUGAUUCCCCCGUCCCCAUUGACGGGGAAGACCAGUUGGACAGAGACACGGAGUCAAAGGGCGAGGUGGAGCAGGAGGCGGAGCCAGAACAGGAAGAGGAGGGAACAGGAAGCAUCGGAUCCAACUCAGUGGCUCUGGAUCCUCUGGAGAAAGAGUGGAUGCAUUCUGCAGCCUGCGGGCGCCUUGUGCACCUAACACAGCUGCUCAAGCAAGAGCCCUCCCUGGCCUACAAAAAGGAUUUCACCUCUGGGGAUGCCAGCGCGGUGAAGUCACGCAUGGGAAUCCUUGGCCUUCGUUCAGAUCCGUGUGCUCGGUGUCCCGGCUUCGCCUGUAUGGCCGACGCCUCAGCAAAGGCAGAUUUUGAAACUCAGGUGACCCUGGUCAAUAACGGGUUAAGGAAGCGUCCAUGA